Larimichthys crocea (large yellow croaker) is the source of this 2924-nucleotide messenger RNA. RefSeq names its product membrane frizzled-related protein (gene mfrp). Bases 907 to 2787 code for a protein of 626 amino acids. The transcript has 12 exons. Gene Ontology annotation, molecular function: protein binding. The record is from RefSeq and is a predicted model, not a curated record. Lineage: Eukaryota; Metazoa; Chordata; Actinopteri; Sciaenidae.
UUGAGCAAUUUAGGUCAGAUCACAGAUUCGGACUCUUACUUUCGUUUUUUGGUUGCACUCAUUUCAUCUGUCUCUCUUUCUUUAGGAUUCUGUGAGGUCUAGUAUUUACUUUGAUGACAUUUUUAAAUGACUAAUUCAUUUAAAGCCUAGUGCGGCCAUGUAAAAGCUGCUCUAAAGCUUUUUUAAUAAAAUCCAUUAGGAACCUCAUCCAGAUUUGGACAACUAAUUUCAAAUCUCACAAUCUCUUUGGCACUUUUUGAUAUUUUUCACUGCCUACCCCAAUACUGUAUUUGUUUUGGUGUAAACAUUUUGCUCAGGUUUCAGGCAUUCGUGUGAAUUUGUGAGCUUAAAAGAUCAUUAUGGGGAUUAAAGGGAUUUAACAUGGACCCCUUUCUCCUACCCUGACCUCCCUCCUCUUCGUCCUCCUUCUUGGAGCUCAGUCUUCUCAGCUGACUCGGCUUUGUUCAACACUGUGCAGGAGUUUCUGAAACUCUUUUGUAACCACUCACGCCAUCAAAAAACAAGAGAAAUACAUGUUGCUGCUGCUACAACAGACAAAAGACCAAAAAGGGGCAGCAAACACUGACCAUUUGAUUCAUUUUGAGUUUCAAAAUUCUACUGCUGUUUACAUUUUUCUUUUUUCUUUUUUUUUAUCUGGAUUGAAUUGAUGGAUGUCUAACAAAGGGCUCUGCUGUGCUGGAGGAGCGAAGGCCGUUAGCUUGCUACACCUCAGUGGAAGUUUACCGUUGGAGCAAGAAGUUAACAAUGUUAAGAAAAAGUGGGGAAACAACUUUAACAUUCCCUCGUGGAGAAAAAACCUUCUUUACAAUAUCACCACUGAUGGAUUUAUCAAAACAUCAGGCUCUUUAAGAAGAGGAGUACUAAAAGAGUGACAGCCGACUAAAGAUGUCUGACCUCAGCCAAGUGGCAGUGUACUCAGACUCUUCAGAUAUUUAUAAGAAUGUGUUUUGUAACCCGGCCUUUGAGUUGGAAGGGGAGCGAGAAGAGAGGGUGGAGGGAUUCAGAACAUCCUCAUCCACCCCUGAACCAAUCAAACCACCAGCAGCUAGCUGGGGUCUGUUUGGAGUGUGCGUGAUGCGUCUGCGAGCCCCGGGUUGUGGCUGGGGGGUGGUGUUAGUCACUGCUGCUGGCCUGCUCCUGUUAGCAGCCCUCGGACUGGCGCUGGCCCUCAUCCUCACGCAGAUAAAAGGCCAGGCUGUGGAAGAUCAGUUGUUAUCUACCAGCGCUCCUGACCUGCUGAAUGUAGGAGAUGGAGCUUCCCAUACUUUACCAACAAUGUCUGCCAACAGAAGUCAAGUGGACAUUACAGCCGCACCACAGCCUGCUAGGAUCCCACCAGCUGAAACACGUAACAGAUUCAAGCAAAACAGUCAUUUAUAUUGUUAUUUAACAUAUAAUAUGUGCAAGCUCUGUUUCACUUUGGAUAUUGCUUCAUGUCUGUCAGGCUGUGGAGGGGUUUUGACUGACUCAGAGGGCAGCUUCAGUUCUCCAAACCACCCUGGCUCCUACCCCUCCAACAUGCUGUGUGCUUGGGUGAUCCGAGUUCCACCCCCUUCCAUCGUCCAGAUCCAUAUUUCCACUCUGGGUGUAGAGGGACCAUCUCCCUGUUUGUUUGACUGGAUUGAGGUGCAGGACCAGACAGAGCAGGGCUCUGUGUUCACCAGGUUUUGUGGUAAUGUGGCGCCACCAACAGUGAACACAAACAGCAGCACAGUUUGGGUCACCUUCCACUCUGAUGGCAGCAUCUCAGGCACCGGCUUCACAGCACAGUACAGGGCCAUACUGCCUGGACACAAGAGCUGUUCCAGAGAAGAGUUUAUGUGUGACAGCGGUCGCUGUCUGCUGCCUGUGUCUGUUUGUGACGGUCAUCCGAACUGUCAUGACCAAACAGAUGAGGCAAACUGCAGCCAUAAACACAAAGAAUGUGGUGGGCAAAAGACCGGACAAUAUGGUUACCUGUCAAGUCCAAACCACCCCAGGCCCUAUCCUCACCAGCAGUUGUGCAUAUGGUAUUUAUCUGUUGAGGAGGGUCACGUCAUCACACUGAGCUUCAGGAACUUCAGCCUGGAGACUCAGGAUGUGUGUGAGUUUGACUACGUGGAGGUGCACGACAGUGUCAGUACUGGAGCUGGAAGAGUGCUGGGAAGGUUUUGUGGCACCACCUUCCCUCCAGACCUGACCUCCUCUGGCCCCCACAUGACAGUGGUGUUCGUGGCUGAUGAAGGUGUGGCAGACAGUGGCUUCAAUGCAACAUACCAGGCUGUGUCUGUACUGGACAGGACAUGUAGUCCCGGCCAGUUUGCCUGCACUACAGGGGAGUGUCUUCAGCAGCAGUGGUUGUGCGACGGAUGGAACGACUGCCCUAAUGGAGCAGAUGAACAGGGAUGUGGCAACUCCACCUACCCUCCCUUUACCUCAUCAUGUGAGAUCAUCGAAGUGGAGAUGUGUCAAGGCCUCAGCUACAACCUCACCUCAUUCCCAAAUAUCUGGCUGUCCAUUGCUGAUCAGAGAGAAGCUGCCACACUCCUGCGACAGUACCAAGUGCUGAUAGAGCUGGCGUGCUUCGAGCCCUUGCGGAAGCUGGUGUGUGGGCUGUUUCUGCCACAGUGCAGCCCACAGGGUGGCGUACUCCAGCCAUGCCGCUCAAUCUGCUCCUCUGCUGAGCAGCAAUGCAGCCAAGCCCUGGAUCUCUUCUCCUUCAGCUGGCCUUUUAACUGCCACCUCCUGCCCGACUCCCAGGACCCAAUGGAGUGCUCGUUGCCUUGACACUUUUUCCACCCUAAUUUCUCAAGAAAACAUUUCACACCAGAUUUGCAGCAGCAUUUGAGGACCAAAAGUCCUGUAUUUUACAGAACUGGAGACUAAGGAGACUCGAGAGACUAGAGCUUGUGGUGCGUGCAAAU